AAGGAUAUCACAUUCAAAACGACGACGUUUCUAAAGACUCCCUGAACCCUAACAGCCUCACUACUACGCAAGGGUUUAAGCAACCCAGGCCUUCUUCUGAUUCUUUCAAUCGCCAAUCUUCGAACCUCAAAUGGCUUCCUUCUGUAGAUCCGCUCUAAUGGCGAGUUCCAGGUCCCUCGUAGCUCGCUCCAAAGUUGUCACUCCCAAAUCACUAAACUCAACUCCCUUCGCCUCUCCAUUUUCUUCAACUUCUGGAACCGUUCCCAGAGCGUCGCGGGUUAUUUCUGCUUUGGGAAGCGUUGAUUCAUUGAUGCCGCUUCAUAGUGCCAUUGCAUCUGCUCGUCUCAAGUCUAACAUCGCUGUUGAUUCCACCUGCUGGAGUUGCCUUUCUCAAGACUUUGCAGUUCCUCGGUGACAACAACUCUGGGCUUUGUUCAUUACCAGUUGGUUUGAAUGACUUCUAGGACUCGACACCAGCUGAACAAGCGAAAAAGAACCCAAGUUAAAUCAAGCCACUAUGACCAAGGUUCGAUCAAGUUUUGCAGGCUGUAACAAACUUGUAUUUUGCUAUUGAAUGCUUCAAGAUUGCUAUAUUGCUAUUGAAUGCAUCAAGAUUACUAUAUUUUUUUUUAAAGUUUAUUUUGAUCAAUAUUUUUGAAUCACAGUAUCUUGUUGCUCGAAAAUUAAAGCAAUUAUAUUAAAGUUUAUUUAGCAUUA
Humulus lupulus (European hop) is the source of this 717-nucleotide messenger RNA. RefSeq names its product protein NONRESPONDING TO OXYLIPINS 2, mitochondrial. Lineage: Eukaryota; Viridiplantae; Streptophyta; Magnoliopsida; Rosales; Cannabaceae. The transcript has 4 exons. The record is from RefSeq and is a predicted model, not a curated record. The coding region runs from base 131 to 415 and encodes 94 amino acids.